AUGAACUCAAAGUCCCUCCGCCGCCUCGCCGCAGACCACGGCUCCCUCCACACCGCCGGCCUGCCCCCAAACUACCUCUUCCCACCGGGGUCCGACGACUCGUCAGACCUCACCUCCCUCGACAUCCUCCUCGCCGGUCCUGUCGGCACACCCUACGCAUCCGGCGUCUGGCGCCUCCACCUCGACAUCCCACCCACGUACCCCACCGCACCGCCCACAGCGCAGUUCCGCACACGGUUAUGGCAUCCGAAUAUUGAUGAGGCGACGGGGGCGGUGUGCGUGGAGACGCUGAAACGGGACUGGAGUAGUAGUCUCAAGUUGAGGGAUGUCCUGGUAACGAUAUCUUGUUUGUUGAUUCAGCCGAAUCCGGCGAGUGCGCUGAAUGAAGCAGCCGGGAAACUGGCCACGGAGGACUGGGAGGGGUAUUGUAGGAGGGCGAGACUUAUGACGGAUAUCCAUGCGAGUGUGCCGAGGGAGAUUGAGGGGGAUGUUAGGGAGGCGCAGAUGCGAGGUGAAGAUAAAACCACGGAACUAGACCAACCCAUCGCGAAACCACAUUCAAAAGGCAAAGAAACAGAGCGGGUUAAAGUUACGCCGUCAGGACCUAAACUCACGCGCAUGAAGAGUGAGGAUGAGGAGAAUACGAGGAGCAGGAGGGGCGGGACGCAGGAUGCGGAGAGUGGGACUGAGGACGAUGCGGUGACUGAGCGGAGGGAUGGUGAUAGGACGAGGAGGAGCAAGGUGCCCGAGUCGAGGAGACAGGGUAAUAUCUUUGGGAUUAAGGGCUUGGGCGAUGGAAUGCAGCUUGACUCCCCACCGCCGAAACGCAUCUUUGCUGUGCCGGGGGGAAGUACACCGCCUGUUUCUACGCCGAACGAGAAGGAGAACGGAGAGGAUACAGAUCCGUUCACGACUGUGACGUCGAAACGCAAUCCACACCCCGAUCCUGCUACUACGAUGUGUGGAACAGCAGCAACAACACAACCCGACACCGAGACCCCCGACCUCCUCAAAUUCUCAACACAAAACCCCUUCGCCGCCAUCCAACCCAAUAACCAAACUCACCCCCUCUUCAGAGAGUUUUCGUUUAGUUGGGAAGAUGCUAUGGUGGUGCAUGACGCUGGGGUUGGUAUGGCUGGUUCGGUUGGGAAGAGUAAUGGGAGUGUCAGUGGGGUUAGUAAAGCGGAUGUACGCAAGAGACACGCGACGGAGGAGUUUGAAAAGAAGGAACGAUGGGAGAUGAAGAGGUUUAAGAGGGCGGGAGGUGAUUUGAAGAGGUUUAAUCGGGGGGAUUGGGGGGUUAGGAUGGGGGUUGGAAGACUGUGA
Messenger RNA from Alternaria novae-zelandiae, 1326 nucleotides. RefSeq lists its product as uncharacterized. Lineage: Eukaryota; Fungi; Ascomycota; Dothideomycetes; Pleosporales; Pleosporaceae. Bases 1 to 1326 code for a protein of 441 amino acids. Gene Ontology annotation, cellular component: nucleus. The record is from RefSeq and is a predicted model, not a curated record. Gene Ontology annotation, molecular function: ubiquitin conjugating enzyme activity. The transcript has 2 exons. Gene Ontology annotation, biological process: protein polyubiquitination; ubiquitin-dependent protein catabolic process.